This is a messenger RNA of Halteromyces radiatus, 993 nucleotides long. Its product is annotated as SYF2 splicing factor-domain-containing protein. The record is from RefSeq and is a predicted model, not a curated record. The transcript has 4 exons. Gene Ontology annotation, cellular component: Prp19 complex; catalytic step 2 spliceosome; post-mRNA release spliceosomal complex. NCBI's taxonomy places the organism in Eukaryota, Fungi, Mucoromycota, Mucoromycetes, Mucorales, Cunninghamellaceae. Bases 50 to 859 code for a protein of 269 amino acids.
UUUUUUUUUCUUCCAUUCUUUAUUUUCUUCUCUUUAUAAUAUAUAAUCAAUGCCUCUUCAACAAACAUCAAAAGAUACAACCGUCGACACUUCAGAUACAGAAAAUGUUAGUGUUAAUAGUAAACGACCUCGGUCUGAAGAUGAAUCUUCAUCAUCAACAAAAAGUAAAAUGGAUGAACGUAUGGAAAAACUAAAACAACUCAAACGACGAAGGGCAACUGAAGUAGAACAAGGUAAUCGACGAGAUCGUAAUCUUGAAUUCCAACGUAGCAAAGAAAACCCACGACUGGAAGCCAAGUUGGAACGAAAACGAGAGGAAGCAUUAAAAUUACAAGAAAAACAGCGUGCUGAAGAUGAAGGUGAAGAUUAUGAACGAAAACAAUUCUGGAAAUACUCUGCUGAAUCAGUAGCUAAUUGGGAAAAGAAGAUGGCUAAGAAGGAACAGAUGGCAAACCAUGGAUUCACGGAUCAUACCCAAGCAGCACAUAAGAAAUAUGUGAAAUUGGUCUCUGAACUCAAACCUGAUAUGACAGCCUACAACGAAAAGAAAUUACAAGCUAUUGAAAAAGCAAUCCGGAAUGGUGAAGAUCCUGAUGAUGUUCGUGCUUUAGCAAAUGAUUUGGAUUAUGCUGCUGUGGAUGAUAAGCCUUCCAAAGAUGCUGUGGAUCGUUUGGUACAAGAUGUGAAAAAACAAAUCGAAAAACGUGAAACUCGAUCUCGGGAACGUAAAGAUGUCAAAUACGAUGAUAUUUCUUGGAUCAAUGAAAAGAAUCGUGUCUUCAACCAAAAGAUUUCUCGCUUUUAUGACAAAUACACCAAGGAAAUCAAGGACAAUUUGGAACGUGGAACGGCUUUGUAAUUUGGUUAUCAUUCUUUUUUUAAUCAUUACACUUUUUUUUUUUUUUGUUGGUCUCCUAGUUGAUUUCUUUCAUAGUUGUAUAUAUAUAUAUAUUUCAAUAAAACAUAUGCACAUACGAUGAUGUUUUUAUGAUG